Molecule: messenger RNA, 1107 nt
Organism: Necator americanus (New World hookworm)
Lineage: Eukaryota; Metazoa; Nematoda; Chromadorea; Rhabditida; Ancylostomatidae
Exons: 11
Coding region: 1-1107 (368 amino acids)
Source: RefSeq, a predicted model, not a curated record
AUGCUACGAACAAGAAAGGAGCAUGGCGUUUACAGAGUUGGAACUAGUAACGAAAACGCUUCAAAAAAUAACGGGAACAGCGAAAUACAAUGCGGCUGGUCCGGAUCACUUGUGGAAAACGUGAAUCGUUUACUGAAGAAAAAAUCGAAAAUCUCUGAAACCAUCUUCACACACUUCAAUAUUGUUGAGACAAAAGAUUUUAUAAACGACGUACUGGGGUUCACUUCAAAUAAAUCGGAUGAACUUGUAUGCCCGAAUCGAGACGAAGCAGAUGAGUUAAACCAGAUUUAUGGUGCAUCCUCAAGCGAGCAAGACUUGCUGAAGGAAUUCAUGGAACUGCACAAAAAUGCUCCAGCUUCAUUUAAAUGGUACCUUCGAUUCCAUCAUGUGACUGGUGAUCAUAUAGACGAGUCGGAAGCAGCGAAUUUUGAGGCAUUAUUCGAAGCUUUCAAACGUGCCCAGAAUGAUGAUGUUUUCAUGCGAAUGAAACAACAGAACGCAUUUCCUCUUGACUUCCCUGAAUCUUUAACAUGCGAAGAACAACAACACAUUGCUCUGCAAAUAUCGAAACAAAUGGAACUUAAAUGGGAAAAGAAUUGCAAUGAUCAGAAACAACAACAACCGAAAGAGCUAAAGAUAAAAGCAAACACCUCCAAUACUAUUCACUCAAGUGCUGAAGAAUUUGAAGGCUCAAAUAAGGAACAAAACUGCACUAGCGAGAAGAAAACUCCCAUUAGGAUUGAGCCAGUAGCUGAACCUACUACUAAGAAAGCAAACCCACCAGGAUGUUCCCAAACGGGAACAAAGAAGCCAAAGAUUCCUAAAGCACUUGAAGACCACAACUAUGCAGCUUCACCACCCGAUGAAGAAGUAAACGUUCCUGAGGAGACUGAGAAAACAAAGAAGAGCAAAAAUUUUGUGAGAACGUACGCUACACGCCCUGUGCGUACCUAUUUAAAAGUGAGAGGAGAGCAGGCUCGCUAUUACUCCGGUGAACUGGAUCUGGAGCUAAGAAAACAAUUGAUGAAAAGACGUCUGUUCGGUGGCUUUGCUGCUUAUCACCUAAUGUUACAUGGACCACCAACUCCUAUGGAAAGGCCCACCUGA